Corticium candelabrum is the source of this 2323-nucleotide messenger RNA. RefSeq names its product proton-coupled zinc antiporter SLC30A5-like. Lineage: Eukaryota; Metazoa; Porifera; Homoscleromorpha; Homosclerophorida; Plakinidae. Gene Ontology annotation, molecular function: zinc ion transmembrane transporter activity. Gene Ontology annotation, cellular component: Golgi apparatus; cytoplasmic vesicle; membrane. The transcript has 16 exons. Gene Ontology annotation, biological process: intracellular zinc ion homeostasis; zinc ion import into Golgi lumen. The coding region runs from base 8 to 2323 and encodes 771 amino acids. The record is from RefSeq and is a predicted model, not a curated record.
CAUUACCAUGGAAGAGAAAUACAGCGAUGGCUUACUUCAUUCGCGUCCUAUUGGUCGAAUAGAUCCAUCCAGUGCUAGAGUCACACCCUACGUCAUCACUCUCGUCAUCAUCAAGUGUCUCUCUUGUUUUGGCUUGUUUCUCGCGUAUGAUAUCGUGAAAGGAGUGCCAGUCGUCUUACUACUAUUUCUAGCUCUACUCGGGUCAAGUAUAGUGCUACUUCCCUUGCAAAGGCCUCUCUCUUCGGGCAAGAGACUGUCUGCUAAAUUGUGGUUUAAGGUGUUACGAUAUAGUUUCUUGGUUGCUGUUGUCAGCGUGAUGUGGAUGACGGGACUAAGCCUGUGUGGACCGUUUCGGACAGUUUUGCUGUUCCAGCAUAGUGAUAUGGCUGUACUGGCAGCAAUUGGCGUGCUAACACAAGGAGCACCAUCUGGACCAAGUCGGUUUCGUGGUGCUAUGUUAUUCUUCCUUGCUCUAACGACUCUUCUCUUGUUUGACAACGACACAGCUGCCAUGGCAGAACAUCCUGAGGGAAAGCACAGCUCUGAGAUAGCACAUCUGAUAUACUGGGCACUAGCAUGGCUGGGAGUUCCAGACCAUAAGGGCGGCAUCAUCUUGCUGUGCUGUGGCUUCUGUUUGAGUAUCGCACAGAGAAGUGUUGGGAGAAAGUUGGCAAUUUCUUUGGGAGGAUCCAAACGUUUGAACGCUCUAUCAACAAUUGCAGCAUGUAUCAUGCUCUCACCAUGGGCAAUGAUCCAACUAUCAUCAAACAAUGUUGAAAUAUCAUGGAGUGAGCUAGUGUUUCCACUCAUUACCAUCAUCCUUCUCAUUUUCAUUCUUGACUAUUAUGGCGAAUCAAUCUGCAGCAGUCGACUCAACUCGACCAGCCUCAGUCGUGUGACUUCAAUCACGAGCUUUACUGCUGCUCUAGUGAUCAGUCUUAUGUGGAAUCAUCCUUCGUUCUUUGCGAAGUCCGUCAUGUUGUCGAGUGCCGAUCAUGCGCUCUCACCCGGUGUUGUUGUCGCUUACAUGCUCUUCGUGUUGGCCACUCGCCUUCUCACCCGUCCCAACACUAGUUCAUACAAGGCCAAUCUCAUAGGCUACAGCUCUUCAGGCCUCCCACUCUAUAACUUCCAUACGGCAGGCACGGCACUUCACAAGCAUUCCCAAUCUCUCAUCACAACGUUCAAAGUCAACCUUCGUCAGAUCCUGGAAGGUGAAGACUCAAGACAGAUUUUCUACUUUCUUUGCAUCAAUUUGGCGUUUACUGUGAUUGAGUUAUUGUAUGGAAUUUGGACAAACAGUUUGGGUCUUAUUUCUGAUGGAUUUCAUAUGAUGUUUGACUGUACGGCACUUGUGGUUGGUUUGUUUGCUGCCAUUGUAGCUCGUUGGAAGUCAACGCGAAUGUUUUCCUAUGGAUAUGGCAGAGUUGAAGUACUUUCUGGAUUCGCCAAUGGCGUCUUCCUCAUCGUCAUCGCUGCUGCCGUUUUCUUGGAGGGAAUAUCUCGGCUGUUUGACCCUCCGACAGUCAAAACCGAGCGACUCCUGUUUGUGUCCGUUGCUGGAUUUGUAGUGAAUCUACUUGGAAUAUUUGCCUUCAGACAUGCACACUCACACGGUAGUUCCGGUCACUCGCACACACAGAGUCAACACGGCCAUUCACAUGGACAUGGACACUCACAUGGUCAUGGACACUCACAUGGACACGGACACUCACAUGGCCGUGGAACGACAAAGAAAGAGUCGCAAUCGUGUUCCGGACAUGGACACAAUGCGAACAUGCAAGGUGUGUUCCUUCACGUUUUGGCUGACACACUGGGUAGUGUUGGCGUCAUCGUCUCAUCAAUAUUGAUUGAACAGUUUGGUUGGCACAUUGCUGAUCCGAUCUGCUCGGUGUUCAUCUCAGUGCUGAUUUUUCUGAGUGUUAUUCCAUUGCUGAAGAACUCGUUGCAUGUUCUGGUGCAGUCCACACCUCCGGAGAUUCAGCAUCUUCUGUCUGAUAUGAUUUCUAAGGUGAAGUCAGUUGACGGUGUGCUGAGUUGCAACAAUCUUCACAUUUGGAGACAUUCUUCAAUCGUAGUGUGCGGCACCAUUCAUAUUCAAGCCGACGAAGCAGCCAACGAACAGAGAAUUGCACACCAGGUGAUAUCUCUAUUAAAAGAUCACGGUGUAACUAACCGUGCUGUUCAAGUAGAGAAAGAAUCAUUUUUCCGUCAAGUGUCUCCCAUGCUCUACAGCAGAUACCAAUACUCAACAGAACCCGCCCUAUCACCACACAUAUACGUCGAUUUUGGACCACAUGCAGGAGAGAUUAGCGCGCUUUAA